Molecule: messenger RNA, 1229 nt
Organism: Rubroshorea leprosula
Lineage: Eukaryota; Viridiplantae; Streptophyta; Magnoliopsida; Malvales; Dipterocarpaceae
Source: the annotation of a GenBank genome assembly
UGUCAUAUUUAUUGUUCUAGGGGUUCAUUCUGCUAUAUUAGUGAUUUCCUGUAGUGCUCCUUAGUCUUCAUUCUACUAUUUCAUCCUUGACAUAAUGCAGGGUGCACAGCUCAGAAAGCAUAUUGAUGCCACUCUAGGCAGUGGAAAUCUUAGGGAAGCUGUAAGACUACCACCUGGAGAGGAUUUAAAUGAGUGGCUUGCUGUCAACACUGUGGAUUUCUUCAAUCAAGUGAACCUGCUCUAUGGUACCCUCACAGAGUUCUGUAUCCCCGAGAAUUGUCCUACAAUGACUGCAGGCCCCAAGUAUGAAUAUAGAUGGGCAGAUGGUGUGCAAAUUAAGAAACCUAUUGAAGUUUCUGCUCCAAAAUAUGUUGAAUAUCUAAUGGACUGGAUUGAAGCUCAGCUUGAUGAUGAAUCCAUAUUUCCUCAGAAGCUUGUUACACCUGUUAAUGAGGAAUUGAACUUUAUUUAUUGUUUUAACCAUAUCAGUUUUCCCAUCGACUCUUGCUCGUCGAACACCAAUCCAACCCAACAAAAACCUCCUCCGCUUGGUCGUCACCAAGCGCAGGAUACUACCAAAGCCAAGUCCAGUGAUGGCCAACUAUGGUCGUUGAGCAGCUAUGAGUUCAUAGCCCGACACUAUAGCACUGUUAGCAAACCCAGAUCUGGAAUUUUCCAGCUUUGCCAUAAAUCAUAUCUCCGGGCUCUUGUCCUCUUCCAGGAGCAGGGAAAUGCAUUUUCUUCUUCUUGGGAGAACUUGAGAAUUGAGGAGAGGAAAGUAAAUAAUGGUACCAGUUUUUCUCCUUUGAGGAAUGAGAUGAUGAAGUCACUGAGCAUGGGAGAAAGAGGAACCCGAUGAUGGUGAUAGAGAGGGAGGGCGAAAUUCUCACUGGUGAAGUCUAAUAAGGAGGUUGAAGAGGAUUUUCAUGGAGAUUUUGGGGCAUAGGCCUCCCACCAACGAAGAAGUGGCCUAGGAUUGUGUGGAAUCAAUUGGAAGUGAGUUCAAAUUUGAAAUUGUGGUUCUCAUUCGUUUUACUUCUUUUUGUGUUUUUGAUUCGUGUGUUGUUUUUCUUGGUUUUAUGUAGUGUAGAUAGAUCUAUUUUUUUAUUCAUCUGAUAUUGCUUGGUUGGUCGGUUGUGUGGUUGCUUGAAAAAUACUGAAAAUUUUGCAGAAAUUAUAGUUUGUGAGUCUUGGGUUUUUAUGUUCAUGGAUAAAGAAUGUGAAAUUGA